Molecule: messenger RNA, 477 nt
Organism: Psilocybe cubensis
Lineage: Eukaryota; Fungi; Basidiomycota; Agaricomycetes; Agaricales; Agrocybaceae
Exons: 3
Coding region: 1-477 (158 amino acids)
Biological process (GO): translation
Cellular component (GO): ribosome; mitochondrial small ribosomal subunit
Molecular function (GO): structural constituent of ribosome; small ribosomal subunit rRNA binding
Source: RefSeq, a predicted model, not a curated record
AUGUUCGCUGCCUCUGCCUGCGUACGCCACUCAUUCCGUCGGUCGUUCUCCUCGACGGCGAGCAGGAAAGAUGACACGAUGACCCCCAUUCUCACCCUGCUCGGCAACCAGUCCCAGAAACAGCCUGCCAAGAAGCAGGCGCAGUUUGCUGAGCCCCUCCAUAUGUUCCAUUCUGACCAGUUCAUCCACCCGGCGUCCUUGUCCUACAAGGCCUGCACAUCUACCCGGACGCAUCGCAGCAGAGUCGCAGUCGCCCCACCCUCCGCCGUCGCGCGCAAACACGACAUCUUCGCCCAGCUCAAUCUCGACCCUCGUGACUUUACCACAAACCACUCUAUUCUGCACGAGUUCGUGUCAGAGAUGGGAAAAAUAAAGAGCCGCCGCCAGACGCAGCUCACCGUAAAGAGUCAGCGUCUUUUGGGAAAGACUAUUCGGCGUGCAAAAAUGAUGGGCAUUGUAUCGGCACUCAGCAAAUAG